AUGUGUGCCUGUGUGGUUGUCGGGGCGUGUUUUCGGCUCUGCUCUGAAAGGCGUUGGGUGGAGCUUGACGAGCACACAGGCAUCCUGGUGAUUUGGACCCAAAGGCCUCCAAAGGGCCUCGUCUACAAGAUCGAGGAGCUUCAUGCCCGGAAGACGUGGUCGUUGUUUAGCAGCGGGAAGCAGGACAAAGCAAUUCCGAUAAGUGUGUAUGACAUGAAGGAUCUUCAGGAUGUGGAUGCCUGCAAGCCGUACUUGAGCAUCUUCGUCCACUUUCGGAGGAGAGGCCUUAUCCUGAUUGCUCCUGGGGAGGAGGAGUUUGAGCACUGGCUGAAUGCCUUGGGCCACUUUGUCGGCGUGAGCAGUAGCACCUUCAAGUGGAAGCAGGCGCAGACAGGAUGA
Molecule: messenger RNA, 399 nt
Organism: Symbiodinium necroappetens
Lineage: Eukaryota; Dinophyceae; Suessiales; Symbiodiniaceae
Source: the annotation of a GenBank genome assembly